AUGGCAAAGAAUGCAGCAGCUGUGCACCGUCUUUCCACCAAGGCUCUGUGCUUUUCUGUUCUGCUGAUCUGUCUGAUCUGUCUGAAGUCACCCACAGAUGCUGCUUCUCUUUGCUACAGCUUCACUGUUGGCAGGUCAGGGUCUGGGCUGUGGUCCCACAAAGUCCAAGGACAACUGGAUGAAAAGACUUUUAUUACCUGUGACAGUAACAACUGCUGUGCCAUUGGUGGUCUGGGGGAAAUACUAAAGACCAUACAGUCCUGGGAAACACAGGUUGACACUCUGAAAGAUGGAAUUAACUGCGUCAUUGACCAAGCACUUCUCAUGAAGCAGGAGACUGAUACAACCAGAGAGCCCUUCACUGUGCAGGUCAAGCAAUGCUGUUCGCAUGAAGCAGAUGGACUUUCCUAUGCAUCCUGUGACUUACACCUCAAUGGACACAAAGUGGGGUAUCUUCACCCAAGCACUGGAAAGUGGACGGAAGUUGAUCCUGGAUCCAUGAGGAUAAAAGAGAUGUUGGAGAAAAACAAGGAUUUAACAGAGUUCUUAUCCAGGACCUCACAGGGGGACUGCAAGGCCUGGCUUAAGGAGAUGAUCAAGUCACUCUUGGAAGAAAAGCUGGAGCCGACAGGUCUGGUCAAAGACACAGCUGAUAUUUUCACAUCAGCCUCACCAACCAUUGCCCCAGAUGUGGACCAGUCUUCAUCCACGACCAUGGAGCUCAAUGCCUUUGUCUUGCUGUUCACCUUAGCCCUCCUGGUUCUCUUAAAAUAUCUGCAAUGA
Molecule: messenger RNA, 783 nt
Organism: Myodes glareolus (Bank vole)
Lineage: Eukaryota; Metazoa; Chordata; Mammalia; Rodentia; Cricetidae
Source: RefSeq, a predicted model, not a curated record